AUGGUUUUAAAGAUCCCAAACCCAGACAGACUCUUGCAGCAGUGGACCUCAGGUAGAAUACAGGCAGGAGACAGGAAGGCAGACCUACUUCCUUAUAUUUCUGUAGUCACUCAGUGCAUAAAGGAGGAGGUUACUGUACCCUCAGAUAAUGACAGUGGGAUUUGUAUGAGCCCAGAACUGUACCUGGGCUCUCUGCAACCCAGCCCCUCCACCUCUGGGGACUCUCCAAAUAGGAGCGUGCUGUCUUCACCUACCUUUGGUUCUGCUCAGCCUAAACCAUAUGGUCCCAUUGGAGAGAAGGUGGUAGCAGCUAAAGUAAAGGAAGAGAAAUGUGAUGAGAAACUGAAAAAAAUGGAGCAGAACAAGACAGCAGCCACUAAAUAUCGCCAGAAGAAGAGGGCAGAGCAGGAGGUCCUGGCUGGGGAGUGUAAAGAACUAGAAAAGAAGAAUGAGGCUCUGAAAGAGAAGGCAGACUCCCUGGCCAAGGAGAUCCACUAUCUGAAAGACUUGAUAGAGGAGGUCCGCAGGGCCAGGGAAAAGAAAUAG
Molecule: messenger RNA, 546 nt
Organism: Chrysochloris asiatica (Cape golden mole)
Lineage: Eukaryota; Metazoa; Chordata; Mammalia; Afrosoricida; Chrysochloridae
Product: cyclic AMP-dependent transcription factor ATF-4-like
Exons: 2
Coding region: 1-546 (181 amino acids)
Biological process (GO): regulation of transcription by RNA polymerase II
Cellular component (GO): ATF4-CREB1 transcription factor complex; nucleus; ATF1-ATF4 transcription factor complex
Molecular function (GO): RNA polymerase II transcription regulatory region sequence-specific DNA binding; DNA-binding transcription activator activity, RNA polymerase II-specific
Source: RefSeq, a predicted model, not a curated record